Molecule: messenger RNA, 2565 nt
Organism: Aspergillus clavatus NRRL 1
Lineage: Eukaryota; Fungi; Ascomycota; Eurotiomycetes; Eurotiales; Aspergillaceae
Product: Sin1 family protein
Exons: 3
Coding region: 1-2565 (854 amino acids)
Biological process (GO): TORC2 signaling
Cellular component (GO): plasma membrane; cytoplasm; TORC2 complex
Molecular function (GO): phosphatidylinositol-4,5-bisphosphate binding
Source: RefSeq, a predicted model, not a curated record
AUGUCGCUUCUUCACAAUGAUGACUUUACGAUCUGGCAAGUACGCACCUCAUACCUCUCUACAAUCAAAGAUGGGGUAGGCGAAAGGCUCAUCAACGUCAAUCAUUCGGUUCUCAACACGCCCGGAUUUCGCGCAGCCGGCUGGUCCUCGAGCUCCACGAAUCCCAGCAGCCAAGCUGCAGCGGUCCAAGCGAAGCGAGCAGCUUCCCCUCCCAUACCCACCACGGCCGCCGUUGCCUCGGAAUAUUAUCGAGUCGGCGCUUCUAGAGACGCAAACACCCUGCGGAGAUCCCGAUUCGGAGAUGAAGGAGAAGAUGAGGAAGGAGGCAUGGUUACUGGCAAAGGCAGUACAGAUGUGCUGGGCCGCCGACCCCAUGGUCGAGGUGGGAAACGGACUCGCCGGAGGGACCGCCAGCAGAACGAGCAGCAGAAACAGAGGGACGCAGAGGAUGACGACAGCAGUGAUCUGAGUGAUGAGAGCGAUGAUGACGGAGAUAGUACCCGGAGGGCUUCUCAGAUACAAUUCUCCAAGAUGCCGAUAAGAACACGAGCUGGAUCCUCUCCAAUCCGCUCUUCGGAUCGCAAUGAAGGGCCAGAAGUCACCGUCACGUCACCUUCGCACCCAGCAUCGGGCACGCAUUUUCGAACAGGGUCUCUUGGUAGUGCGGUGAAUGCGAAUGAGCGACGGCCACGGCGCGACACUACUACUAGCAGCGAUAUGUCUACGGACAACGAGACCAAUGACAUGAAUACCUCGUUCAAAAGGCGGCAGAUUCAAUUCUCGGCCGAGGAUAAAAUCAUCGAGUUUCAGAACCCGCGUAGGACUGUCAACAAUAGGAACAUGGGCGCUAUGGCCCUCGGCGGUCUCAGCGAGGCAGCAGAAGACUCGGGUGCGGAGUCUGUGGGAUCGGCGUUAUCAUCUGAUUUUGACGCGACGGCUGGCUCGGGAUCUCUUUUGGAAGACGUCGGGCUUACUGGUGGCUUGGACUCUUCUUCACCAGUUGCCCUAAUGCAUAAAUUGCAGAACGGGGCUGGGUCUCAGAUUGCGUCUCCCAGGAAGCCCAGAACUCCAGCGCCGGAGUUGCAAAACCUACCGCCACCUCGUCCUAUCAGCGUAUUACAAUCAGUAAGCCUACUCAGUCAGGCGCUGAAAGCCCGCAAUCGAGCGCCCACCAACCCCGUCGAGAAAUUUGCGGUACUCUCCGGUAAAGGAUUGGCGGAUGCCCUGAACAUCAAGCUUUAUGUUCCAUUCUCUUCUGAUCCUGAGGAACCACUUGACCUACAGCUUUCCAGAGAGUCCAAGCUUUCAGAGCAACCGGCACCGGCGACUGUUGCCGAGGCCAUCGGCUUGGCGCUCUGGAGGUACUCGGAAGAAGCUCGUCAGCCGGGUAUCGAGCGGGGCAAACUGAAUGUCAACCGGUGGACUCUCCGGAUGGUGGAAGAUGGAGAAGUGGAAUAUGAUUUCCCCCCGUUGAGCCGAGCAUCCCACAUUGCAGACUUUGCAUCCAACAACAACAGAGCUGCCGGUGCGAGGGGCCGAGUGAGAGGCAAGCAGUAUGAUGAAUUCGCCUUGGUAGAAGCCUCAGAGGAGGAAUUCCAGGAGAAUGAGAAGCUAUUCCCGCAUUACAGCCAGGAGUCGCCUACAGAGGACGGCGGUCUUACAACGCCUACUGCGCCCACUGCUCCAUCCAAUCAGCCGAGCCCUCAAAUGAAGACUCCAAUGCCCCGCCCCAACCCUAUACUGGGACAACCCUUCUCCUCUGCCUUGAAUGACAAUACCUUAACACCAGCUGAUCGACCUGCGGUACCUGCGUACCAUGCCACACCUCGUAUGGGUGUUUCGAAGACGCUCAAGAUUCGGUUCAUGAAUCUGGAGGCGGCCACUCACGUAACGACACUGAACACAUCCACCGACAGCUACAUCGCCGAAAUCCUCGAUUCGGUCUGCAAACGAUGGGGUCUAGACAAGGGCAAUUACAUCCUUCGAGUGACGGGCUCAAACACGAUUGCGCCACUGGACCGGACAGUGGAGGCGCUGGGGAAUAUAACGGAGUUGGACCUCGUACGACGCCGCUUCGGGGCGGGUCCCAUGUCACUGACGGGAUCACCGGGCAGCUCCUCGCCCAACGCGCCUCUCCUCAUUGACAGCAAACAAGCGGCUGCCAGCAAGAAGAGCAAGAAGAGCGGGCCACGCAUGCUGCAUCCCCUUACUCAGAAGCAGGACCUUACGGGUGGCUCUUACCGGCGCUACCACGUAUUUCGGAAGCAGUCCAUGUCCUUUACGACGUCGAACCAUCGCAUCCUGACCUUUGACAACGACUACAUGCACAUCAUGCCGGGGGACACGGGCAAGGCGGCCUCGGACACCAAGACUCGGUCGAUCAGCUUCAACGAUGUGGUCGGGUGCAAGGUGAGUCGGCGACACCCGAAAAAUUUCCGGGUGGUUGUCCUGCGCGGCAACGAUGCCAACGAGCAGAAGCGAUAUGAUUUCGAGGCGCGGAAUGCGGUUGAGGCCAACGAGAUUGUGGAGGAGAUCAAGAAGAACAUGGCGCAUUAUCGCAUUUAG